Molecule: messenger RNA, 1875 nt
Organism: Penicillium olsonii
Lineage: Eukaryota; Fungi; Ascomycota; Eurotiomycetes; Eurotiales; Aspergillaceae
Source: the annotation of a GenBank genome assembly
AUGAGACUUCAACCGUUUAAAGAGCAGAACAGUCUACAACACCGGCCAACGACGACCGACCCGAUAUCGACGCCCAAUAUGCCUCGCCCACGAGAAGCUGGCCGGUACCCGAGCGCAGCCCCUUCCGAAACCUCUGGAUCGACGUCACCGGAACGUGCCGCUGACGAUGAUACCGAUUUCUUCAUGGCUCAGACCAACGACUCGCAGUCAUCCAUAGGUGUCGCUAAUUUUCGUGAUUCCCACCCUCAAGAUGUACGAUCUGUGCCACUACCACCCAUCGGCCGCCUCCCACCUGAGAUCCUGAUUGCGAUCUUCUCGAAACUGGCCUCGCCCGUAGACAUGCGUAACUGCAUGCUGGUGUGUCGCGGAUGGGCCUCAAACUCCGUAGGGAUACUAUGGCACCGGCCAUCUUGCAAUAGCUGGAAUAAUCUGGGAAGAGUGACAACAUCGCUCGGGGAGCCAAACAGCCUCUUCAACUAUGCAGACCUCAUCAAGAGACUGAACUUGUCUGCCUUGUCAACCCAGGUCAACGAUGGCACAAUUGUUCCUUUCAAUCAGUGCAAACGUAUCGAACGUUUGACACUGACAGGCUGCAAGCAGCUCACGGAUAAGGGCGUUUCGGACUUGGUGGAAGGCAACCGACACCUCCAGGCACUGGAUGUUUCGGAAAUCAAAUAUCUUACAGACCACACUCUUGCUACGGUGUCGAGAGACUGCCCUCGUCUACAGGGCCUUAACAUCACGAACUGUGUGGCCAUCACCGACGAUGCACUGCUUGAGGUGUCACAAAAAUGCCGUCAAAUCAAGAGGUUGAAACUCAACGGAGUCUGGGGUGUCAGGGACCAAUCCAUUCUAUCUUUUGCAGAAAAUUGUCCUUCUAUCCUCGAAAUCGACCUGCACAACUGCAACAUGGUCACCAGCAAAUCAGUGACUGCCUUGCUCACGACACUCCAGCAUCUUCGAGAACUGCGUCUCGCACACUGCACGCAGAUCGACGACUCUGCAUUCAUGUCACUCCCCCCUACUAUGACCUUUGAUAGCCUUCGCAUUCUGGAUCUCACUGCGUGUGAGAACGUACGGGAUGAAUCAGUGGAAAAGAUCGUGCAAGCGGCUCCUCGGUUACGCAAUCUGGUACUGGCAAAGUGCCGGUUCAUCACCGAUCGAUCUGUGAUGGCGAUUUGUCGGCUUGGGAAGAAUCUCCACUAUGUUCACUUAGGCCACUGCUCCAAUAUCUCAGACGCUGCCGUUAUUGCCUUGGUCAAGUCCUGCAACCGCAUUAGGUACAUUGAUCUGGCUUGUUGCAACCGUUUGACCGAUCACAGCGUUCAGCAAUUGGCCACUUUGCCCAAGCUGCGACGCAUUGGGCUGGUCAAAUGCCAAGCGAUCACCGACCAGAGCAUACUUGCACUCGCACGGCCGAGGGCAGCUCAACAUCACCACUCUGCCAAUCAUAGCAGCAGUAGCAGCAGCCUGGAAAGGGUCCAUCUGAGCUACUGCGUCCAGUUGAGAAUGGAUGGUAUACACGCUCUGCUGAACCACUGCCCUCGUCUGACCCAUUUGAGUUUGACGGGCGUUCAAGAGUUCUUGCACGAAAGCUUGACUACAUUCUGCCGAGAAGCCCCUCCGGAGUUCACUCAACAACAGCGAGACGUCUUCUGCGUUUUCAGCGGCGAAGGUGUCACCCGACUUCGUGAGUUCUUGAAUAAAAGCAAAGCUCCUUACCGCGAAGAAACAGAAGCCACGAUGUAUGAUGACGACGAGGAACUGGACGGAGAAGGAGACGGAGAUGAAGGUCGGAUGGCUGGCAUGAUGAACGCAGCUGUCAUCAACGACGACGACGACGAAUUUCUCGACGUUUCGACCCUGAACACAUGA